AAAAAAAAAACACAUACCAACAAAUCAAAGAAGAAAAAGAAAAAAAAAAAAACCAAAACCCAACAAAACCUGCAUGUCAAGUCUGAGGAAAUGCUGUGGGAACUACAGGCAGGCUCUUUUUUUUUUUUUUUUUUUUUUCUUCUCCUUCUCCUUCUUCUCCUUCUCUCUUCUCCCCUGGCGUAGCUGAGAGGAAGGAGCGGCAGAAGGAGAAGUGAAGCCGCCCGAUGCGCCUGGCCCCGCCGCCGGGGCGCUGGGGCUCGGCUGCCCGGCGCUAGCGCGGCCCCAGAGCCGGGCCGGGCCGGGCCGGGCCCCGCAGCCAUGCCGGGCCCCCCGGGCUGGCUGGCGCUGCUCUGCCUGGCCGCCGCGGGACAGCAGCAGUUGUCCCUACAGAGCACUCUGCUGUGUGACAGCGAACAACACUAUGAGUCCUUCGGACGGUGCUGCACCAAGUGUGAGCCAGGGAAGUAUAUGUCUGCUAAAUGCACUGCCACUUCGGACAGCGUGUGUCAGCCGUGUGGCCCAAACGAGUACAUGGAUGUCUGGAACGAAGAGGACAAAUGCUUGCUACAUAAAAUAUGCGAUCAAGGGAAAGCCUUGAAGGAAGUGAACCCGGGAAACAGCACAUUCCAGCGGCAGUGUGCCUGCACCACGGGUUACCACUGGAAUGAGGACUGUGACUGCUGUCAGCGCAAUACCAUAUGUGCUCCAGGAUUUGGAAUUGGGCACCCUGUGCAACAAGACAAGGACACGAAGUGUAUGCCGUGUCCCAGAGGCUACUUCUCAAAGGUUGCUUCAUCCACGGAUGAGUGUAAAGCCUGGACCAACUGUACAGCUCUGGGGAUGGCAGAAGUAGUCCCUGGGACUGAUAAGUCGGAUGCAGUGUGUGCAGAACGGAAGAUAUCUGAGCAACCAGAAGACGGAACAAACAAGAUUCUGUUCGUCUUGAUUGUCAUCUUGUUUUUUGUGGCCCUAAUUGGCAUUGUCAUCUUCAUCGUGUACUACAAGAAUAAGGGAAAAAAGCUGACAGCAGAUCUACAGAAUUGGGCUAAUGAAGUGUGCAGCCAAAUAAAAGGAACAAAGGAGCCCCCCAGAGAUGCGCACGUUGCUGUGAACAUACCGAUCGCCGCUGUGGCCCAGGGCUCUGAAGACACGCGUCUCCUGGGCCCUGCUGCCUGCCCUGCCCCCGGGAUCGCAUCCUGUGCCGGUGCUCACACCUCGUGCACUCACAGCAGCCCCAGCACGGCGCCCUACGAGGCCGGGGGGAACCUCCAGCAGCUUUCUGUGGUGACGGAGAGCGAUCACGACCAUUUCCCGCCUGUUCCCACAGAAGAUGAAUAUACAGAUAAAGACCUCCAUGCUGCUGAUUAUUUAUCUCUGCUGAGUCGGCCUGACAGUAAAACUGUGUCAUCGUUUUCAGAGCCGGUGGAGAUCGGGGAGAACGAUAGCUUGAACCAGUGCUUUUCGGGGGUGGGGAGCAGUGAGGACGUCUCCGUCUCUCAGGGCUCUGACUCCUUCUGCAAUGCAGAUGGUGCGCACACUGCCAUGGACAAGUACUUUCAGAAGCCUUACCAGCAUGCCCACAGCUGCCCAAAGGAAAUAGACAGCAAAGACACAGAUCGUUUUGCAACAAACCAUGACUCAGAGAAGAUCUGUGUAAGGUGUGGCGUUUUGUACCGGGAUUCUACCAGAAAGUGGAGCAAACCCUGCUGUGCUGCAGUUGACAGCGCCUCCGCCUCCCCAGAAACUGGAUCCUAUGCACAGUGCACCUGUGGCUUGAAUUUUCUCUCUGCUGGUCAGAGCACUCUAGCAAGUGACCAUGGUGUGGAAGAUGCAUCUUCUGAGGGUACCAGCACGAAGCACCAGAACACAAGCAGAAGCACUUCAGGGACAAACAGCAGCACUUCAGACCUCCCUCCAGCAUCUGGCAACGUGACUGGAAACAGUAACUCCACGUUUAUUUCCAGCGGGCAAGUGAUGAACUUCAAGGGGGACAUCAUCGUCGUCUACCUUAGCCAAAACUCCCAGGAGGGAGCAGCGGCCUCGUCGGGGGCGGCCUCGGAGACGGUGGGCAGCCCGGUGCAGGAGGAGAACCCCAGCCGCUGCGAGACCUUUGCCGGCAACGCUCAGCACUACAAGGAGAAGUGCGCCGAGCUGCACGCCCUGGGGGCCGCCACCACACGAGGGGGGCACCACCACACGGCCGCCACCACGGUGGCCUCGCAGCCCGUGCAGGAGGAGGGGAGGCUGGGACACUCCUCGGAGAAGGUGUUGAACUGAGGGCCCGCCAGGGGGUCCGCCCCGAAUCCCGGUUUUGUUGCGACGGGUUCUUCGUUUCCUCGGAGGCCGCUGGGGUCCCCUGGGAGAGGGCUGAACCCUCCCGGGAAGCCCUCAGGCUGGGGGACUUGGCGAGGGGGAGGUUGUGAAUCACCGGGUGUCCCCUCCUGGAGAGGGGGCAGCGUGCUGGAAGGGGCCCCAGGCACUGCCUGGUUGUUGUGGGUUUUGUCUUUUUCCACUGGGCAGGAAUUUAGUAGCUGUGCCAGGUGAACCCGUUCACGGGGCCCUGGUCCUCCUCGAUACCUCUGGUGGAGGGAUCGGGUGGGUGCCUCCAGCCCUUCCCCAAAGGAACGGGUGCUCCAGUCCUAAACCAGUGCAGAAGCCAGGAUCUGUGCCUGCCCCUUGCCAACUGGUGGGUGUGAGCGUGUGUUAGCGCCACCCGGCCUGCAAUAACGGGCACAUCAGCACCGAGAUGCCUUGAAAGCGUAUCAGAUUAGUCCUGAGCAAAGAGCAUUUAUAGUUCUGAACCCUGAUUCACCUCGGCCGUACUGCAUCUCCCCAGAGCAAGUCAGACCCCUGAAGCUAGAGACGAGUGACGUGCGCCAGGCAUGCUGUUGCACAAAUCAUGUCGCUGAGGUUUAAGCCACAGAACUGCCAGCAGGUGGGGGAAGGAUCUAGAACAAGUAGCUGCUGACACUUCCCGAGUGACAGGAGAGCGCCUGAAGGUGGAGAGUUUGGUCAGGGUCAGAUACGUCUUCCUUCAUCUGCCCAAACAGAUUUGUCUUUCCCCUUGAUGUUUUAAUUAGUAAGCACAACAUUAUUUGGGCAGCACAAAACUAUUUCCAGAGCUCAGCCUGUCUGGGCUGCAAUCGGAGCACAACCACUGGCACACUAAGAGCUGACAAGCUAUGGGACCAGGGGGGUGGGUUUAAAGGACAGGAGUAGCUGUCGUUAGUAGGGCCUCGGCUACUCGGUUGGCUUUUGUUCAGGUCCUGUAUCCUCCAGCCUCCUCCACCAGCCACCGUGGAGAGUAAAGGUGAAGGGAACAGAGACUCAGGGAAAUCCCAAAAGGAGAUGUUGAUAUUUUUGAUGUUUUCCUGACGUGGGGUAAUUUUCUGAUUUUCUUCUGCAUUGUGUGAGAGCUGCAGGAGUUUUUCUCCAGUCUGAGCCUUCAGGAGGAUCAGUGCUGCGUUUCCUACCAGAUAGCACAGGGGUCUCUUGAGCGUGAUCUCAUCUGCCCUGACUGAAAAGAUCCCUGGCAGGGAGGGCUCCUCUCCCUGGAGGUUAGAAAGCUGAGGGGUUUACCACCUAGCUGCCCUGUUCGCAGCAGUACUGCUCUGGGGGUGAAGAGAAAUUAGGAAGCUAACAGGGUGACCACUGUACAAUCAUGGAGUCAUUCAGGUUGAAAAUGAUCAUCUGGAUGAACUUCUCAUCCAGGAACCAGAAGGGUGGGCUAAGCCACCAUCACCUCUCAGGAGAAUAAUUCUGCGUUAUUUGUAUAUCUGGGAUGUAAAGCUUGGCACACACAUGCAAGAUUGUCUCUUGGGUGGCUGGGGGAAGGGUGUGCGAACAGCCAGGCUCCUUUUCACCUCUGUGCGGCCUCCCGAGAGCCAGAGCAUCCUCCCCUGGACUCAGCCAGGCUGAGCAGGUUGUCCCACUGAGCGAUGGCCUAAGCUACCUCUGCCUCUUUGAAGGAGGUGUGCCACCGAGGCUGUGUUAUCUGUGGUAUUGUUCUGUUUCUCCUGCCGGAUCCUGUAACAACCUCUCCGUAGCCUCUUCUGGCCUGUUGCUGUACCCUGGUGCAACAGGGACGAGGCAGCAGAGCUACACAUCGGGUUCAUGCAGGCUGGUGCAAAUGUUUUCCCACUUCAUGUUUUCAGUUGUGUUUUCCUGGAAAGGGCUAACCCAGGACACCGCUCCUCAGGAAGGGCAUGUUUUUCGCCUCCCAGAUGGCAGGAUCCUACUGAGCAGGGUUUGACACUAGAUUUAUCACCAGGCAUGAAGGAAAGGGUCAGCACGAUCUCAGCACUGAGGCCGAGUUGUAGCAAAUGGUAGAUCCGAUUCUUCUUACCUCCAGAGCCUGCCCAAAAGCGAAGAAACCACAUCACACUCAUCAGCACGCUGCGUGUUACCCUGGGUCUCUGCCUGGCUGCGUCGACAAGGACCCCACAGGGACUUCUGUACCCUCGUGAUUUCGUUUGCUGUCACUUUGGAGCAAGGGCUGGUUUUUAACACCUCUUUGUACAAUGCUGCCCGACACACUGGGCACUAAGUCGGAGGCUUCUGGCUGCUAUAGUAAUACUGGUAAUUAAUGACAAUAAAAAUCUUGAAGAUCUACAGGAGAAAGAGCAAAGAUUUGAAAUAAUGGGGGGAAUCAAACGCAUCAUUAUAUGCCCGUGCUCAUUUUGACAUAAAUAAAUAAAUAAAUUGUGAAUAUAAAAACGUU
This is a messenger RNA of Anas platyrhynchos (mallard), 4720 nucleotides long. RefSeq names its product TNF receptor superfamily member 11a (gene TNFRSF11A). Lineage: Eukaryota; Metazoa; Chordata; Aves; Anseriformes; Anatidae. Gene Ontology annotation, cellular component: external side of plasma membrane. Gene Ontology annotation, molecular function: tumor necrosis factor receptor activity; cytokine binding. The record is from RefSeq and is a predicted model, not a curated record. Gene Ontology annotation, biological process: multinuclear osteoclast differentiation; response to interleukin-1; tumor necrosis factor-mediated signaling pathway.